Molecule: messenger RNA, 1710 nt
Organism: Ogataea philodendri
Lineage: Eukaryota; Fungi; Ascomycota; Pichiomycetes; Pichiales; Pichiaceae
Exons: 1
Coding region: 1-1710 (569 amino acids)
Biological process (GO): mannan biosynthetic process
Cellular component (GO): Golgi apparatus
Molecular function (GO): alpha-1,2-mannosyltransferase activity
Source: RefSeq, a predicted model, not a curated record
AUGAAACGACCACGGAUUGAACCUCGCUUUGCGAUCUUGGGGAUCGUAAUUGUUGCGGUGCUAGCUACUCAGCUGGGUGCUGUUUACGGAGGCAGGUAUAGCAUGAAACUGAGUGCGCUUUCCUCCCUUUCGUCACGGCAAACAGAAGAUCUUACACCUAAACGUGCUUUGAAUGAUGCCGACUGGAAGGUGAUCAGAGAAAUGGAGGCGUUCAAGCUCACGAAAGAACAACACAGACUUUCAGACGACCGGCAACUGGAGGUCCUUCGCGAGGAAGCCAAGUACGAAUUGGUUUUGAAAGAAAAACUUAAGGAGAUCUCCAAGACCUACGAGGAGCUAAGCGCAAAUAAACCAGGCAUAAUCAAAGUCGAUGUGAAAGUUCAGGAUCUACGUGAUGGAUCAACAGGAGCUUUCCAAAAGCUUAUUGAUAAGUUUUUCGAGGUGAUUGAAAGCAAUAGAGUUCCAAUAGAAAACAGAAAUCCAAAAAUAGAAUGUUCAACGGAGCCACACGACCAAUCCUCGCUUGAUGUCUCGUACCCGGCAGAAUCCAUAAGAAACCUUGCUAAGGCACAUAAGAAAGUUGUUGAUUCAAUUCCGGGAAGUUGUCCGUUCCCAGACAUGUUCCAUAAUAAUGGGUAUGUGAUGCUUGGAGGCGGCUUCGAUUCGUGGCUAUCCUUACUGGGAGUUAAAUUCCUGAGACGUUCAGGAAGUACUUUACCCGUGGAGGUCUUCCUCAGAAGUAAGGAGGACUAUGAUGAAUCCUUGUGUGAGGUUACUUUCCCAUCUCUGAAUGCAAAAUGUGUGAUGAUGCCAGAUCGGUUUGGACAGAAAAACACAGAGAGACUGAAAUCGUUGGAUAAAUCGCAAUUGUCCACCCUUUUAGUUCUUGCAUCCUCGUUCCAAAGAGCUCUUUGGCUGAGCAAUGGAGUGUUCCCAGCUGUUUCUUUGGAUUACUUGUUUGACAACUGGAUGGUUCUUGAAUACGGUCUGAUCACAUGGAGAAACAAGUAUGCCACCAGUCUGAACCCAGCGUACUUUGAAGUUGCCAGACUUCAUCCUCGCUCUUAUAGAAACACAGCAGAUCACAGUGCUUGGUUCAUCAACAAGCAGUACAACUUUGAUAACCUCAUGCUGGCAGCAUACUACGAUAUUGAAGGUAAAGAGAGUUACUACAAUCUGUUCAGUCAAACAAAAUGUGAAGCAGGUGUAAAGGACUCGAUCAGCUACGCUACGCUAUUUUUCAACAAGAGAGAAUUCAGAGCAGACCAUUUACGUGAUUUGGGUGGACUUCGCGUGCAGUAUGAUCCAGUUGAAGAGUUUGAAUCUUUGUUGGAGGAUGGAUCUCAUACGAUUCGGCCGUUAUUUUAUGAGAUUGAUGGCUCAAGACUUGAUCCUGAGAAACUCGUCACUCCUGGUAGAGUUUUCGGAAGUCAAGAGCUUACCUAUGAUCUGGAUCUAUUUUUGCUGGAAACUAUGGAUCUCUACGUCUGCGAGAGCAAACACAGUCUAUUCCAAGAUACAGAGAAAUACUGUAAAGAUUAUGUCCCACAACAGAGAAGCUUGCUAACAGAAAAGGAGCUCACUUUGGUGAGUUCCGAGGAACGCGGUUUGAUCAAGAGACCAGAAGAGACUGCGGAUCAUAUCAAACAACAGGCUCAUGAUCAAGUGUUUAGUUCCUUGAGUGGAGUUGAGAGGCUACCAGAUAUAUAA